Linum tenue is the source of this 2522-nucleotide messenger RNA. The record is from the annotation of a GenBank genome assembly. NCBI's taxonomy places the organism in Eukaryota, Viridiplantae, Streptophyta, Magnoliopsida, Malpighiales, Linaceae.
CGCCUAAAAACGAAACCCUAAACUCGGUGAAUGUUCCUUCAGUCGGCUAAUCGGGUCAAAUGGCCGUAGGUUUCUAAUCUCACUCGACUUUCUGCUUUAUCGCGGCUGAUCCCGUGUAACUCUGUCCCCGCGGGAUACGACGCGAAGACUUCAUCGAGCGGAGGUGGAAUCAAGUUCAUCAAUAGCUGCCUGCCUCCAGUGGAAAGCCAUGGACAACAGCAGCGGGGAGUCGGGGGAAGCUGUUAAAAGUCGCAGUGUAGGAGGAAAUACCACCACUUAUAGUGACAGGUUAAGCCAUCUUCCGGACUUCAUUAUUCAUCAUAUCCUUUCAUUUGUCGACACCAAAUGCGCUGUUCAAACCUCAGUAUUAUCGCGAGGUUGGCGAUACUCUUGGAAACAUGUCCCUGUUCUCAUUUUGCACAAUAGUUCCUUUGGACAGUACUCGAGUUUCGAAAGGUUUGUAGACAAUGUAUUGUCCCUCCGCCAUCCCUUUAAUGUGCGCGAAAUGAUCUACACCGUGAUUUAUCCUCCAGAGGAGGAGGAGGAGGAGGAGGAGGAGGAAGGAGAAGGAGGAGGAGAAGGAGAAGGAGAUAGUCAGUUUGUCAAGCUCAUCAAAUAUGCUGUAUCCCAUGAUGCUCAUCGUUUAGUAUUGAAGUUGUUCUUUAUCAUGGUUCCCGAAGACAGUUACAGAUUCUCCGAUUUGUUUAGCACGAUCUCGAAUUGCCGCCUCAAAACUCUUGAACUAUAUGGUGUCGGCAUCGAUAGUGGAUUUGAAUCUUAUGGGUUUCCAAUGCUGACAACUUUAAAACUGGGACAGUGCCUAUUGGCGUCUGAUAAGGAUGGGGUAUUUGAUCCUUUCUCAAUUUUGCCGUGUUUGGAGAAUUUGGUCUUGAGUCAUUGCAACCAUUUGGACCGUGGCUAUCUCGGGCAUGUAAGCCGCCUUAAGAUAUCCGGACUCCGAUUGCUUAGGCUGAAAUUGGAUUCAGUUUGGUCUACUAGCUUGGAAAUAUUUGCACCAAGACUCAAGUCCUUCCGUUUUCACCAUGACAUGGGUGAACUGAAAUUCUCCAAGUUAAGCUUUCCUAUCCUUGAUCAUGCUGUUAUUCAGAUUGAUGAUGAGUCCAGUUUCAUGGAGGAGGACAAGGAACGCCUGAUGGACUGUGUUAUCACUUUGUUCCAAGGUUUAAGUAAUGCAACCACUCUCUUGCUGGAUUCCAGAACGGUCGAGGUACUAACUAUUAUCCCUGAGAUUAUUGAGCAACGACCCUCUCCGUUUACCAGAUUGAAGACCUUGAUUGUGAAGGCUGAUAGUGUACCUUACACACUGCUUAAUUACUUUCUUAAAGGGUCUUCUAGUACAAAACCCACUCUUGAGUUUGUAUGACGUAUUGGUCAACCAUUUUGCUAUAGUUUUCGACCAUUUUGGUGGGUUCUUCCCCCUCGAGUCAUUCAGAAUUGGGCCUUUCAUUCGUCUCGAUAUUUCUCAUACAUGCCUGCUUGCUUAAGAGCAGCAUCAUUCAUUCAUUCGUUCGCUUUGCAACAUUCUUGCACUUCAAGGUUCAGAUAUGUUGAGUUGCAGUCAUGUCAGCAUAAGUGGAAUUUAUAUUGCAAUACAACAACUUCAUUCCUGAUCGUGUUUGUCAGGAGCCCUUCAUCUCUGCAAGCAGAGAGCCGAUUGGUUUGCAACUCUGUUGGCGCGGAAUACGGCGGCAAGCUUCCGUCAACAGUGAUCGAAAACAGGGUAGAACUGAAUUGAUCAAAUAGACAAGCCAUGAGCAUCCAUUGUACUUGCUGCGAGUUGGGGAAAAUGGGAAAUAGGCGCAGUGGGGAAGAAGAUACCAGCAGUGCUGACAGGUUAAGCCAUCUUCCAGAACCGAUUCUUCAUCACAUCCUUUCAUUCCUCGACACCAAAUCCGUGGUUCAGACCUCGGUUUUGUCUCGGGCAUGGAACCGCUUGUGGAAACAUGUCCCUGUCCUUGAUCUACGCCGCCUUUCCUUCCAGGAGUAUGCGAGUUUCCAAUGGUUUGUGUAUAUGGUUUUGGACCUCCGGUAUCCUCUUAGUCUCCACAAGCUGAGCUACAGGGACAACUACGAGUGGUAUAAGCAGAGCGGCGAGGAAAGUGAGACGUUUAUCUCGGAGUUUCGAGAUGUCGCUAUGUGCAUCGAGGUCAUCCAAUAUGCUUUAUACUUUGAUAUUGAAGAUUUACUGAUUGACCUGGACAAUGAAUACAAGGACAUCUAUCAGGGUGACAAGUUUACGGAUUUGUUCGGCACGAUCUCGAACUGCAACCUCAAAACUCUAGACCUAACAUACAUCUGCAUCAAUGACGGUCUUGGAUCUUGUGGUUUCGGAGUGCUGACAACAUUAAACUUGCGACAUUGCUCUUUGGCUUCUGAUCAAUACGUGGACUUCUUUUCUAACUUGCCCUCUCUGAAGCAUUUAGCCAUGAGUGUUUGCCAACCUUGGGACUACUCCAACUCUAUCGAGGAUGAUAGGGGUCUUAAGAUAUCUGGACCCCAAU